AUGGAAUGGCUUAGCACAUGCCGGCCAUGGAGGCGUCCCGGGAUGGCGCUGACUUGGCUGGCCUGUGCCCUACAAGCUGCGGAGGCGGAGGCACCGAGCCGUGCCGCCUUAGAAGCCCGUGUCGCAGCCCUGCGAGAGGAGCUUCGGGCCGCAGAAGCAGCUCUUGAAGCAGCCGAGGACGACGGAACUUCCACGGCUCCGUGGUUAGCUGGGCCGGCGGUCUGCAACGCACGCAUGCGGACCGCUGACCUGCCUGAAGCAGCAGAGUACCUGGAGAAGCAGCACGCGCUGCGAGCUCCGUUUUACAUCAAGGCCGCACGCCGGAGUUUCCAGAAGGGCUUGAAGCAAGUCCAGGGCAUCGACAAGUCCAACUCGGAUCCCUUUAUCAAGCAGCAUGAGGGCCAGCAGCAGCUCCUUGGGGCCCUGGACCUGGCGCCUGGCUCGGCGGAGAUCUGGUUCGAUGCGGCCAAGGUCGCAGUCGCCCUCGCAUCACUGACCGAGCCCGAAGGCCAGGUGCAGCAUGCCAUCGAUAUGUUUGCACACGCCUGCACCCUGGACCCGCCGAAGCUGAAAGAGGCUUUGGCCUGGCUGAACCAAAAGGAGCAGCCGGAAAAGUCCCAGAAGAUCACCAAGGAGGAGCAGUACGUGCGGAAGCUGGUACGCGAGCAGCUGCAGGGGUGGAGCAAGUCGGGAUCCGUGCCCGUUCGGCACCCAGACUUCGUCUCCACACUGAAGGAUGGCAUCUGCUAUCCAGCACGGGAUCAGGAGCGGCUCGCGGGUGUCCAUCCCAAAGACGUUGCAAAGAUCGUGGACAACUUUCAGGUGAGGAAUGCUUUUCCCACCAAGAUCCUCUCUGUGAAUGUUCGUUCGUGGCUUCCGGAGGGCUUCACCACGCGCUUGGCGGACCUUGCUGUGCGGAAGUACGAGCAGUUUGGCAAGCAGUACCCCGGCAUAGAUCCCAACGAUCUCAACGACAAGUUCUUCGGCUUUCAGUCCACGCGCGCCGACCAGCUCUCGAAGUCCCAGCAGAAGAAGUGGCCGGAGAUGUACAGGGACUCGGAGGACUUCAAAAUCCUGACUCGAGUCAUGAAGGGCGCGCUGCUGGGCUUCCUGAACAAGACGGGCGCCCCUGUACCCCAGAGCGACCAGAGUUAUGGUCUCGUGCUCUGGGCCGCCGUGUACCCUGGAAACGGCGGCCGCCACGGGUACCACGUGCACCAGGGAUCUGCGUCCUCUUGCGUCCUCUACGCCCGCGUUGCCGGUGCUUCCACUCCGAUCAGCUUUAUUGAUCCACGGGGUGCGCCGCCGGUCAACGACUACGAGCAGUACGAAAAGGAGCGUGACUUCGAGCCUCAAGCGCCGUUUCAUCACAACGAAUACUUCUUUCCGACGGAGGGUGACCUGGUGUGCUUCCCUUCCUGGCUGGUCCACAAUGUCCCCUCCCACUGGGAGUCGGAGACCCGCGUGGCGUUCGCAGCAAACUUGCAAGGAGAAGGCGCCUGGGACAGCUGGUUCCACACAGCCGUUGGCUGGAGCUAA
Molecule: messenger RNA, 1539 nt
Organism: Symbiodinium natans
Lineage: Eukaryota; Dinophyceae; Suessiales; Symbiodiniaceae
Source: the annotation of a GenBank genome assembly